AUGUAUCCCCUGACUCUCUUGAGAAUAUCAAGAAACAAAAUAGUAGAGCUGGAGCUGAAGAACAACGAUCAUUUGAGAGGGCUCCUUUACAAAUGCGAUAUGGCAAUGAAUCUCCAUCUCAAAAGUGUUACCAUCCAGAAGGAAGACGGGAGUUCUAUCUUCAUUAAUGAGUGCUAUCUAAAAGGAACAUCCAUUAAGCUUGUGAAGCUGGAAUCGAAGAUUCUCUUGGAACAAAGAGAAGAGAGUGUGUCUAGUAAUAAAAUAUGA
This is a messenger RNA of Encephalitozoon intestinalis ATCC 50506, 267 nucleotides long. RefSeq names its product U6 snRNA associated Sm-like protein. The transcript has a single exon. Gene Ontology annotation, biological process: mRNA splicing, via spliceosome; spliceosomal snRNP assembly; P-body assembly. The record is from RefSeq and is a predicted model, not a curated record. Gene Ontology annotation, cellular component: U6 snRNP; spliceosomal tri-snRNP complex; P-body. NCBI's taxonomy places the organism in Eukaryota, Fungi, Microsporidia, Unikaryonidae. The coding region runs from base 1 to 267 and encodes 88 amino acids. Gene Ontology annotation, molecular function: U6 snRNA binding.